CAUGAGAAAAGACAUCAUGCAGUCUAUGAUGUCCCUCCUAGCAACUUUUGUUGUUCUGCUAUCUGUUCCGCUUUCCACUUCAGUUUCAAUUGAAGAAACUUUCAAUAAUUGCCUAUCACUUCAUGCUCAAAUUCCAAACCAAUUUCCCUCUUCAAUCUACACCUCAACCAAUAAGUCCUACACUUCAAUCCUUGAAUCCACUGCUCAAAACCUGAGGUAUUUAUUGCCUUCAGUGCCAAAACCAGAUUUCAUAUUCACACCAUUCCAUGAUUCACAAGUCCAAGCAGCUGUGAUAUGUGCAAAACAACAUGGUAUUCAUAUGAGAAUACGCAGCGGAGGGCACGACUAUGAAGGUCUUUCUUAUGUUUCUCUUAUCGAGAAACCGUUUAUGAUCCUAGACCUGGCUAAACUACGUGCAGUAAACGUUGAUAUUCCACAUAACACGGCUUGGAUUCAAGCAGGCGCAACUAUUGGUGAAGUCUACUACAAAAUUUCCGCGAAAAGUUCAGUUCAUGGCUUCCCUGCAGGCCUUUGUACAUCUUUAGGCAUCGGUGGCCUCAUCACGGGAGGAGCUUACGGUUCUAUGAUGAGAAAGUAUGGCCUUGGUGUAGACAACGUUGUUGACGCUCGAAUUGUUGAUGCUAAUGGAAAAAUUCUUGACAGGAAAGCAAUGGGAGAAGACCUAUUUUGGGCAAUAAGAGGAGGCGGAGGAGGUAGCUUCGGAGUUAUUCUCUGGUGGAAGAUCAAAUUAGUUCCUGUGCCAAAAACUGUGACAGUUUUCACAGUAACAAAGAGUCUAGAACAAGGUGGAAACAAACUUCUUUAUAGAUGGCAACAAGUAGCACCAAAUAUUGAUGAAAAUCUCUUCAUCAGAGUCUUGAUUCAGCCAGGCAAUGGUAGUGUUCCUGGUCAAAGAACUGUAACCACUUCUUACCAAGCUCUAUUUCUUGGUGGAGCUAAUAGACUUCUCCAAGUUAUGAAGCAGAGUUUUCCUGAAUUGGGUUUAACAAGAAAGGAUUGUUUGGAAACUAGUUGGAUCAAAUCGGUUCUUUAUAUCGCCGGCUAUCCCAAUACAACACCUCCAGAAGUUUUGCUCCAGGGAAAACCUACAUCCAAGGCUUACUUCAAAGCAAAAUCAGAUUUUGUGAGACAAGUGAUUCCAGAAACUUCCCUCAAUUCCCUUUGGAAAAUUUUUCUUCAGGAUGAAGGUCCUUUAAUGAUAUGGAAUCCCUAUGGAGGAAUGAUGAGUAGGAUUGCAGAAUCUGCAACACCUUUUCCUCACAGAAAAGGAACUCUUUACAAAAUUCAGUACUUAUCAGGAUGGAUUGAUGGAGAAAAGAAUAUGGCAAAACAUAUGAGCUGGAUGAGGAAAUUUUACUCCUAUAUGACUCCUUAUGCAUCAAAAAAUCCAAGGGAAAACUAUGUGAAUUAUAGAGAUUUGGAUAUAGGGAUGAACAAGAAGAAUUGUACAAGUCUUUCUCUUGCUAACUCUUGGGGUUAUAGGUAUUUUAAGGGUAACUUCAAUAGGUUAGUAAAGGUGAAAACUAAAGUUGAUCCAUCUAAUUUCUUUAGGCAUGAGCAAAGUAUCCCUUCACUUCCAAUUGGUAAGUAAGAAAGUGUAGAAGGCAAGAAGAAGAGAAAAUCAAAGGAGUGCUUAUUGUUAGAAUGAUGGAUCAAGUUUUCAAUAUCACAAGUUAAAUAAGUUUAGUGUUACUUAUUAGCAACUGAAGAAUAAAGAUUGUAUCACAAAUAUUUCUGUUCAAUAUUGUGCACUAAGAAGAGUGGGAUAGUGCAGAUGUGCUAUUUUUUAUAUAAAUAAUCGGAAUGUUCCUCCUUUAUUCUAGUUGGAGACAAACUCAA
Molecule: messenger RNA, 1860 nt
Organism: Medicago truncatula (barrel medic)
Lineage: Eukaryota; Viridiplantae; Streptophyta; Magnoliopsida; Fabales; Fabaceae
Product: berberine bridge enzyme-like 13
Exons: 1
Coding region: 2-1612 (536 amino acids)
Molecular function (GO): oxidoreductase activity; FAD binding
Source: RefSeq, a predicted model, not a curated record